UCCAAACAGGAGACGACAUAAGCGGAGGAUCGAGGAGGAGAAGUUGUAAGGGUGGUAGUAGUGAAAGAAGUGCUAGUACUCGAACUGCAACGAGAAGUGGAAGCAACAGUGACAACGGCGACAUUACUCCCCAACUCUUGUAAGACGCCCCUGCCGUGCGUUAACCACAUCCCUACGGCUCUCCUCAGUGGAAACCUCAGUUGGCAGUCUCUUCUCGACUCUCUACAAGGUCAGACUUUUUUCUACAGCCUCUCUCCAUGGUAAGGAGCCCCCUUCCGAGAGAAGAUAUUAUCAUCACCAUCCUCAAGUCUUGCCACCCCAGUGCCGAAGCUAAGUGACUGGUGCAUCCCGAAAAAGGAUCACAACCAGGUGUUAUUGCUUUUCCCCUCACAAGCAUUGACUCCCUUGGACCUCUUCUGACGGUUGUAAUGUGCGGGAUGCUAGGCCCUUAUGUGCAAAGUGGUCCCAUGACCAGUAGUGCCAUCAAACUAUCACCCAAUCACACCCCAUCCACCAUGCUCACCGACCACAACGUCAACAUGGGAUCCGUCUCUUCCCAAGGGCCCACGGUCCCUUCUUAUUCGCAAAACAGUUAUCUCGCCGCUGGUCAGAACCCCUAUGCCCGUGACUUUCUAUUUCGAGGCCGUGAAUACGACCCCACUCACCAUAGUCACAGUAUGUUCUCCCCCAGCCUCCAUUCCUCGGAUCCAUUUGGAAGCCUUCACGAUCCCAUGCAAGGCAUGACCGGGGCUCGUCUAGCCGGCAUGGCUGCCGAUUGGACCACGGGUCAUCAGAUGCCGCCAGCCAACCAAAUGUAUUCAUCCGCCUAUAUGAAUGGCAUGGGCAUGCAUCAUGCCUCCGGGGCGUUUUUCCGAUACAUGAGACAUCCGAUUAAACAGGAGAUGACUUGUAUGUGGAUCGACCCCGAUCAGCUCUCACCAAAGAAACCUUGUGGGAAGAUAUUUGGCACGCUUCACGAGAUCGUCACUCACUUGACUGUGGAGCAUGUGGGCGGUCCCGAGAUUACGAAUCACGCCUGCUUCUGGGAAAACUGCCCUAGAGAAGGACGGCCUUUUAAGGCCAAGUACAAACUGGUGAACCACAUCCGAGUCCAUACUGGAGAAAAACCCUUUCCUUGUCCAUUUCCCGGUUGCGGCAAGGUAUUUGCCCGAUCGGAGAAUCUCAAGAUCCAUAAAAGGAUUCACACAGGUGAGAAGCCGUUCAAAUGUGACUUCGAAGGAUGCGAUCGGAGGUUCGCCAAUUCUAGUGAUCGAAAAAAGCAUAGUCAUGUCCAUACAUCCGACAAGCCUUACAACUGCAAAGUGCGAGGGUGUGACAAGUCCUACACACACCCAUCCAGUCUCCGAAAACACAUGAAGGUUCAUGGGAAGGAUGCCAUCAUGUCUGGUUAUGACAGUGACGAGGAGUCCAUUGGAACCAACUCAACCCAGCCUCAAAACGCCUCCACUCCAGUGGCCGCUAACAAUAACAACAAUAACAAUAAUAACAACAACAACAACAACAAUAUCUCUGAGCCCAGUCAUCCCACUUCGACCACGCCGAUCCAUUCCUCCGGAUUGAUGUCCCCUAUCAACCACCUCUCAUCAACGGCUCUAGGGCACACCUCGUUAAUGGGAGGAGUCAAUGGCUCCAAUGGUCAUUUCGUUGGUCACGCUCCCUCUGCUAAUUCCAUGCAUACCUCGUUGGACUUCAAGCCUCACAAUUUGGCGGAUUGGUACUCGCCUAUGAUGGGCAAUAUGCAUCGAUACGACACCCAGAUGAUGCACCACACCCAUCAGAAGCAUCAUCUCAAUGGCCACUCCCAACAUGUGUCAGCGGCAUUGCCCACACCCCCUUCAACUGGUCACUCUCCUAUCCAGAGCCUAUCUCAUCAUUUGCCUCUUUUGCCUUCAUCGAGUUCGGUCAUUUACUAGUAAGUGACGAUCAAGCCGAUGAUGAUGAUGAUGAAUGAAAAUACCAAAAAGAAGCUCAGGAUGGAUGGGUGACUUUGAAGUUUCGAUUAUUGUUAGACUUUUGGGCAUUCUAUUUACCAUAAGUAUGAUAAGCAUGUUGACCACCAACUGAUCUCUUAUUUGAGUCGAUCAACUGUCGAUCGAUUACAAAUCACCACUGCGCGAAGCCAAGUACAACUACUACGCAAUUGUAAAGUAUACAUAUGAAGAUGAUAUAAAUUGCUUGAUAUUUUAGCCUUGAAAAGCCA
Molecule: messenger RNA, 2221 nt
Organism: Tigriopus californicus
Lineage: Eukaryota; Metazoa; Arthropoda; Copepoda; Harpacticoida; Harpacticidae
Product: zinc finger protein ZIC 1-like
Exons: 3
Coding region: 429-1934 (501 amino acids)
Biological process (GO): regulation of transcription by RNA polymerase II; central nervous system development
Cellular component (GO): nucleus
Molecular function (GO): RNA polymerase II cis-regulatory region sequence-specific DNA binding; DNA-binding transcription factor activity, RNA polymerase II-specific
Source: RefSeq, a predicted model, not a curated record